Messenger RNA from Seminavis robusta, 1686 nucleotides. NCBI's taxonomy places the organism in Eukaryota, Bacillariophyta, Bacillariophyceae, Naviculales, Naviculaceae. The record is from the annotation of a GenBank genome assembly.
AUGGCCUCUCUGCAAGUCCAAGCGUGGGUUUCUCGGGUAAUGGUUCAAGCCACCACAGAAAAGAAUGCUCGUAGUUCUGCCAAUGGUGUCGCGGAUGUUUCCAUCGUGGAAACGGUUGCCACAUGGAAAGCUAAGGGAGAACCAUUCGGCUGUGAGGCAUCUACUACUACUAGCAUUGGACCCACAGCGACUGCCUUUCAUGCAAAUGCUCACGUGGAAUGGAAGCCCCUUCUCAAUACAAGCAGUCCCUUUGUCCAACUGCAAAUCGACUUUCCCGCCAUGAAUGAGCACGGCAACAAAAGCCACACUGGUGGAGAUGAGUUUGUACUCAUUCUGAUCUCGUGGACUCACGACGGCACUGCCUACAAACAAGCUCAUCCAGCUAUGGAUUUGAAUUCUGGCACCUACCGAGUUCUCUUUGCUGUGCCACGACAAGGGGUCCAGCAAUACACACUAGAGCUCUUUCACUUUUAUUCUUGCUAUCAGGGAUUGGGGCCCAACAAACCGGGAUACAACUUUUCCAAGGUCGAAUGGGGACCGCAAAAGUUGACCAAUGCAGCAUUGGAUCAGCUGCUAAAACACCACCUGCCAUCAUCAUUUCUCCAUAAUAAUCAAUCCAAAGCAAUAAACCACCACCACCACAGUACCUACUUUUAUUCCACACACCAACCAUACUGUCAAAACUCACAACAGGGAAUGGACGACUACACGAAUCCAGCAACUUCCUUGUGGGUAGAACACAAGAAUGACUACAGCAAUCCAUACUUUAUCACUCUCAAUGCCAAAUGGAGUUCCGUCCACUGUCAACCUUCCUCUUCCUUUCCUCAUCAACCAAAACCAGACAAUUACGAGGUACUGCGGAUCGGAGACUCCACCAUGCCGGGAAAGGUUCUCGAAAUAGGCGAUCCCUUUCAUCACUAUGUCGAAUUCGGCCGAGGGUUUGUAAUGCACUCCAAAUGGCCCACAUACUUGAUGGAACAACUGCGAAACCAAACAGCAUCGUUGCAGCAGCAACAACAACAAGAAAACAACCACCAUCGAGUACUCCUCUUCUCGGGAGGACUCCAUCAACUCUUUCAACGAAAUCCAUACAAUCAACACGAAUUCACCGUCGUGCGGGGAUACAAUGUCCCAACCGUGGCCGACCUUUUGACACGCAUGGUCUGUCAGCUGGCCAUUGUACAUCCAAAUCACAAAUUGCUAUGGGUCGGGGUCACACCCGUGCAGCAGCAUAUUUACGAUAAAGUCGACAAUACGGAUCACAACAUCUUGUGGCUCAAUGCAUUGCUACGACAACGGAUUGUGGACGAGCAUCAAGGCAAAUUGGCCAGUUUGUGUGCCAACGUGGAUGUUGGCAAUCUAUGGUCCAUUCCGGAUGAUCGGGGCAAUGCCCACAAUAAGACGUUUUCACGACAAGUCUUUCAGAUACUCCAACACAAUGAAACCGCCGAGGAACAAGAAUGGGCCAACAUUGACCGUCCGCAAAAAAGUGUUUAUGGAGACCGCGUGGUCGCCUUUGCCGAUAUCCAUGACAGUUUACUGGCACGCCCGGAAUGUUUCAAAGACAAGAUUCAUGACAUUCGCAAGGUGGGGUCAAUCCCCAAUAAACCGAAUCUGAUGGCUACACAGCACAAUGUCAUUUUGGAUACGCUAUCCCGAAUGCGAGCCUUGAUGGAGGAACCGUAG